AUGAAGUCCGCCGUCGUUAUCUUUGCUCUCUUCACCGUCGCCAUGGGCCAGUUCGUCAAGGUACCCCGAGCAAAUGGCAAGAUCUCCAGCCGACAGGACGGUGGUGUCGAGGUCCAAGGCGCCGCCAUGACCAAUGCAAACGGAGAUGUCAUCCCAUUUGACUCCGAGAACGUUUACAAGGCCGCAAGCCAAUAA
Messenger RNA from Xylaria bambusicola, 195 nucleotides. RefSeq lists its product as uncharacterized. The coding region runs from base 1 to 195 and encodes 64 amino acids. Lineage: Eukaryota; Fungi; Ascomycota; Sordariomycetes; Xylariales; Xylariaceae. The record is from RefSeq and is a predicted model, not a curated record. The transcript has 2 exons.